AUGUUGGAAUUUACGCAUCUAAAACAUCUGCUGAGUACAGCGGUUGCUCUGCUAUUGUCCUCAGUAAAUCUCUGCAACAGUCAGGAGAUCAUCAAGAAGGAGUACCACCUAGAGGAGGAAGGAGGUGUAGGUGUGCAUGUUGGAAGCCCAGGAAGAGACAGCGGACUCUACAGCAAGUUCCGAAAGGACAUGCACCUCUUGAUGUUCCAACCGUUCGCUCAGGGAAACGAGUACAUGCCUUACUUCUCCGUCAACGAAUCCAACGGGGUGAUCAGGACAGCGAGAAACAUUGAUCGCGAGGCUCUUUGCCUUGGUACCAAGGUCUGCACUGUUAAAUUAAGCAUCGCAGUUUACAGAAGACCGCUUUCUUCUGAAUCUCCAGCCUUAGUGAAUAUUCUGGAAGUUGUGGUCGUUAUCGAUGAUAUCAACGACAACAGUCCGACCUUCCCAAGUCCCGCGGUCAACCUCCAUGUUGCAGAGAACCUUGAGGUCAAUUAUCAGAUUGAAACCAGCGUGGCUAUAGACACCGACGAAGAAGGUCCGAACUCUCGGGUUACCUAUAGGCUGGAACCGCCAAGUCACAUGUUUGAACUGUCCACUGUAAAAACAGCAGACGGCGUUGAAGAUCUGGUUGUCACCAUUAAACGUAGCUUAGACCGAGAAGAGGUCAGCCAGUAUUCCUUGCUCGUGGUGGCCACAGAUCUAGGAGACGAGCCCAGAUCGGGAUCUGUUUCAAUCAACAUCCUGGUUAAAGACAUGAAUGAUAACGCUCCACUUUUCAGCCGGUUAAAUUAUUCAGUUAACAUUCUAGAAAACUCUGAUACUACAGUUCCUGUAGUCGUUGUUUCCGCUUCGGAUAGGGACGACGGUGAAAAUGCUCGGUUGACGUAUUCUUUGGGAUUUCAAGUACCCCAAGAUAUUAGGGAUACCUUUGUAGUUGAUCCUGAAAACGGUAAUGUUUUCGCCAGAAAAGAGCUGGACUAUGAAUUCAAACAGGCGUACCAUUUCUCAGUUAUUGUGACCGACCACGGCAGUCCCUCAAGGUCUAACUUCGCUUACGUCACAAUAAAUGUGAUUGACGUCAACGAUAAUGUCCCUCACAUUCAAAUAAACCCCGCCCCUGGAGGCGAGUCGGUUACUGAACAUGGUUCCAUUGGGAAAUUCCUCGCGUAUAUCAAAGUUUCGGACGCCGAUAGCCGAGACUAUGGUCGAGUUUCCUGCGACAUAAGGGAUAGAAAUUUUCUUCUAGAACCAGUGGAUAUUACCAGCAGAGGGAUUUAUAAAAUAAAGCUUAGGUUUUCUUUAGACAGAGAGGAAUCUCCGACUCGAAAUGUAGUUAUUUCUUGUGAAGAUAGCGACACUCGACCUCUGUCAGCCUCUGCUUCUUUCACUGUCACUGUAGAAGAUAUAAACGACAACCCUCCACAAUUUAUAGGCAGUUCACUGAUAGGCUCAGUGAUGGAAAACGAAAAUGUGAACACGUACGUUCUUCAAGUAAUGGCAGCAGACCCAGACGAAGGAAGAAAUGGGAAAGUCUCUUUUGCGAUCACAUCAGGAAAUGAGAAGUCGCUGUUUGCAAUCAGCGAGAAUACAGGAGUUAUUUCAACAACUGAUAUCUUAGAUCGAGAAGUCAGGAGUCAGUAUUUUCUGCAAGUUACAGCUUCUGACCAUGGAUUCUAUUCUCUAGCGUCGUCAGCGACAGUCACCAUCAACGUCCUGGAUGAGAACGAUAACCCGCCAAAAUUUAAGAAGCAGGCGUUUUUCAACAACAUCAUGGAGAACCUCCCUGCUGGUUCUGACGCUGGUAGUAUUUCCGCUUACGAUUUAGACCAUGGCGACAAUGCUAAAUUUGUCUUCUCGAUUAUUCACGAGGGAAUGGGGUCUCUUGACGGAUUAUCCUUCAGAGUGGAUCGAAAUCGGGGAUUUCUUACUUCCGUUGUGUCCUUUAACCGCGAGGAUAAAAGCGUCUACAAGUUCCGGGUCAAAGUUGCCGACCCUGUAAUUGCCAGCUAUUACGACAUUGCAAAUGUAACGGUUUUUAUCCAAGACGACAAUGAUCAUUCUCCGGUUGUCGUAAAACCUCUCUCUAGCAACAGGACCUUUCGUUGCCCCUUCAACACAACAGUUGGGGAAGUUAUCACAACAUUUAUUGCCACAGACAACGACGAUCCUGAACUCGUACAAAUCUCGUAUUCUUUACGAAACACGAAUUUAAACUCGCCAAAAUGGCCGCUGUUUUCUAUAGAUCCUAUUUCCGGUAAAUUACGAUUGGCUAGACGUAUACGACCAGAAGACGUUAGAACACAUAAUUUGGAAGUUCUUAUCAAGGACGGACCAGGAAUUACUUCACAAACGACGAUUGUGCCAAUCUCCGUGAUUGUGGAGGAAGGAGACGAGGAAUCGAUGAGGGCUUUUAUCGAUGAAUCUGGAACCAAUAUAGUCAUCGUUAUUAUAAUCAUCGCUGCAACUCUCAUCCUCGCCUUCAUUAUCGUCGCCAUUAUCUAUCUCAUCAGACGUGUCGAUAAAAAACGGCAUCGACAAUUGCCUCCAGCGUCCGCGGAAGAAAACAACAAACUGUACCAAGCCGCUAAAUGGGUCAGUGCCAUGUCUGUCACAAAAGAGAUUGGACCUGAAGAAAUUAGGUCAAUUUUUGAAAUCCCCCUGGAGGAGAGAAAGAAAAAGAAGGAGGUUAGUUUCUCUCUAGCGGAGAAGGUGGCAAGUUCACCCGAAGAAGACCAACCCCUUGGGAAGAAUUUUGCACUUCAGUUGAACACUUUUCAA
Molecule: messenger RNA, 2781 nt
Organism: Candidula unifasciata
Lineage: Eukaryota; Metazoa; Mollusca; Gastropoda; Stylommatophora; Geomitridae
Source: the annotation of a GenBank genome assembly